Molecule: messenger RNA, 4320 nt
Organism: Candida albicans SC5314
Lineage: Eukaryota; Fungi; Ascomycota; Pichiomycetes; Serinales; Debaryomycetaceae
Exons: 1
Coding region: 1-4320 (1439 amino acids)
Molecular function (GO): protein binding
Source: RefSeq, a predicted model, not a curated record
AUGAAUAGUAUUGAUGUCACUAAAUUAAAGAAAUUAGCCAAAGAUGACUUGUUUAAAAGAGAUAUAUUUGGUCGUACCAUAUUACAUAUAUGUAUUUUGGUAAACAACUCUGAUGCUUUGAAAAGCUUAACCAAAAACCCUGAUUUCAAGACUUUAUUAAAAUUGAAUGAUUACGAAAAUGGUUGGAAUUGUUUGCAUUAUAUUUUUUUCCAUAAACGCUUACAGUGUCUUAAAGUAUUGAUUGAUUAUUUACAAGGAACAAUAGUUCAAGGUAAUAUUUUUGCCACCAACUCCCCUUUGUUAGAGUUGCUUAAGUUUAAAGAUCGGAAUGGCCAUACACCUUUAAACCUUCUUAAUAAUGAUUUUAAAGAUUUGCUUUGGUUCCCCGAGUAUAUUACUGACAAGAAUGAAUUUCAUAUGACUUACAAAUAUGAACGUAUCAAAUCAACUAAAGACGUGGUUCAACCGGAAUAUGAACCUGAUACAUUGCCAUUUUUGAAAUCAUCAGAGAUAUUAUGGACUGAUAAACGAGGGGCAUCUGAGAUUUAUGUUUUUGGAUGUAAUAGUAACAAUCAACUAGGAGUAGGUGAUUCUACCGAUAGAGCAACCCCAGCACUAUUAUACCACGACAACUUUAAAUUUGCUACUGACCUUACUGGCUCCAUUAGUGAGAGGUUUAAACGUCCAAGAUAUAAACGCAUUACCAUAUCGAAAAAUCAUUCCGUUGUUGUUACUCAAGAUGGAGAAUUGUUUUCAUGUGGUGUUGGAUCAAGAGGAAGACUAGGACAUGGAUUAACCGAUUUGAAUAAUUAUUUCAAAUUCAAGAGAAUAGAGUUUUUCAAUGACAAAACAAUAAAGGAUGUGGCAAUUUCUAGUAAUCAUUCUAUUGCAUUGACUACCGAUAAUGAAGUGUAUGCUUGGGGUCUCAAUAGUUUCAAUCAGUUGGGUGUGCCGAAUAUGAAUAACAAAAAAUCGACAAAUUAUUUGGAUAAAUUUAUUGCCACUCCAAUUAUGGUUGGAGGAGAACUCCGCAAAAUGCAAAAUAUCAUUGGUAUCGAGGUUUCCAAAAUUCAUUCAUUAGCAUGGUCAAAAAACUAUUUGUGUUUUUGGGGAUUGAAUGUUGGGCAAAUGGGUAUUUCGUACACUAAUGGUGAUAUUGAAGUCAAAGUACAAGAGCGGUCAGUGAGAGGUGAGACACAAGUCAACCCAAAAGCAAUUCAGUUGCGGGAUGAUAUAAAGUGUGUGAGUACUAGUGAGUUGUGUACCUGUGUGGUGACAACACUAAACGACGUUCACGUAUAUUACAAUUACCAACAUUUUAAACUACCGAAAAUCCCCAUGAAAGGGCAUGGUGAUAAGCAUUUUGAUUAUUUCAAACCAAGAAGAAUCACAGAGGCAGCAGUUAUUAAAAAAAUAGUUACCCGAGGUCCCGAAAACUCUAUGAUUUUAUUAAAGAAUGGCUCUGUUUUUUCAUUUUCGGUUAAUGCAAACGAUAUAAAAAAUACCAAAUAUACCUCGAUAUGGAAAGCUUAUGACCAUGAUAUGGUAGCCACAGACAUAGAUAUAUCAACCGAUGGAUCCGUUGUAUUGUGUACUAGAAGUGGUACAGUAUUUAUUAAAUCGACACUCUCAUCCAAUCAAAGAAAAAACUCCAUGAGUGGUGCAACAUUACCGAUACCCCUUACAAAAAACAAAUUCAAGAAAAUAGAAAAUGUAAACAAUGUUGUUAGAGUAACGUGUGAUCCCAAGUUUUUAUCAUUUGGGUUUAUGCGGGAUGAUAUUGAUUUAUUGCCAUUGGAACUUCCUCAAAAUGAUUUUUUCACUGACAUUGAGACAUUAUCGCCAGCAGUUGAAUAUAAUUUUAACAGAAAGCAAAAUAAAUUGUUUGACACACAAGACCAUUUGUACAUUGCUAAUUUUUUCACUGCGUCACGAAACAAUACUCAUGAAGAUGAUGCAGAUGAUGCAGAAUACGAUAAAUUAUAUUCAAAUCAAGAUGCACUGGUUAUUAACAAAAUUGAGGAGAUCUAUAACAGCAAAUUUGAUCCUAGAGCAAGUAAGCGAGUGAAGGCAUUGAGCACAUACGAAAAUAUUGUCUCAGAAGAAGUUUAUUCAACUAUCAAAAGAUGUAGUGGUUAUGGAGAAGAUUACGUUGAUGGUUUGAAGGAUAUACUAUCCAACAAUGAAAACCUUUUUGACGCAAAUUUCGAGUUUGCUUUUGCCCAAGAUGCAAAAUUUGGGUUCCACAGUCGUGUUCUCGAAUUCAGAUCAAGCGUUUUCCAAAAAUUGUUACAAUUGAAUGACAAGAACGAAACUUUGAUUGGUGACAAUAUCAAGAUAGUUUGGAUUCCAGAACAAUCAACCCUAAGAGUUUUGACAACCAUUUCGCCUGUUGCCGCUUUAAUGUUCAUGCAUUCUGUCUACAGUGGAAGAAAAAUGGACAAUUUGGAACAAAAUGUAUUUUCCUACUCGUCUCCAGAACUAGUCAGGCUUAGGAUCAACCAAUAUCAAUCACUCUGUAGUUUGUUUGGAAUUGGUUGUGACAGAUUGUCAGUCACAGAUGCUUUUCAAGAUUUACUCAAUAGCAACACUGGUGAUGUUGUUAUUAAGGCCAGUGAUGGUGACGUGUUUGCACAUGCAUUUGUUUUGAAGGCAAGAUCAGCUUUUUUUGAAACUUUGCUAUCAGAAAGAUGGGAUACAGAGGAAAAAGGUAAUGUUCAAUACGUCGAUUUUACUGGGUUAACAAAGUUCCAGGUUACUUUAAUUCUCCGGCACUUGUACGGUGUUAGUAAUGAAAGUCUCUUGGAUUGCUUCCAGUAUGAUUUUGGGGAGAAAGAUUAUUUCAUAAACGACUUACUUGAAUUGAUCGAAGUUGCUGAUGAAUUAUUAUUGUUUCAGCUCAAGUCUGUUUUGCAGUUGGCUAUAUGUGAUAUGAUUUCGUUAGACAAUGUAUUGGUUUUACUUGUUCAUGGGUUCACAUUAAAUGCUCGACAAUUAUUUCUCAAUUGCUGUUGGUACAUUUUCAAUAAUUUAGAAGUUUUGAUGUUUGCACCUGGUUUUAAAGAAAUACCAAAUGAAACAAUGCAGUUGUUAGAGGUAUUUAUUGACAAACUAGGUAACGUGCAAAAUGGAACCAAAAACUGGAUUGACCAAAAUCCUAAUAUAUUGCUAGAACACAUUGAAAAUAUUGAAGAGUUCAAUGAGUAUUUCAUGAGUGAUAGAAAAGGUUUUUCCUCAUUCAAACCUUUGAUUGAUAAUGGAUAUAUUGAUGCUAUAAAGACGAAAGAGACCGUGAAAAAAAGAAAAUCCAGAAAGAGUUCCACUUCUGCAUUCAAUAAAGAUAUUAGUGAUUUUAGACAAGGCUUGCGCAGAGAAAAUAAUGGAGAGAGUUUCCCGCCAACAAUCAUUGAUGAAAAUGAUGGAUUUAUAUUGGUUGAAAAUAAAACCAAACAAAGAAAUGCAUCAAGUUCUUCGCCAAAUAUUUUAAAUAUGAAUGGUAUCGUUGAACCUACAAACAAAAUUGGAAAUUUGUCAGUAAUUGGCAAGUUAACUUCAAUUCAUCCCAAUCCUGAGUCAUUUGUUCAAUCAAGUGGACUACCAUCAACGUCAAAUUGGGCGACUAAACCACAAUCGUCGCUGAUAGAAUCCAAUACUUUGUUACCAGCUGCUAUUAGUACAACAUUGACAACUGCCAAAUCCAAGCCGACUAAAGUAAAGAUCGGACCUGUAACAAAACUUUCGCAAAAGCAAAGAAAGCGUUUAGCAGCAGCAGCAGCAAAUGAUGCCAAUCUAGAACAAAUUGAUCAAAAAACUACCAAAGAAUCAUCAACUAUUGCGCCAUGGUCUACUUGUGUUGCUGAUACACCUAUAUCCAACCUGCAAAACAUCAACAAUCUUCCAGCUUUAGGAUCCUCGAAGCCUAAGAAGAAAUUUAUUUCCAUUAGCCGGCCACAAAGUACAAAAAAAUCACCUUCACUUAUAUCUAUACCGUCGAGUACCGCAAGUACACCUUUUUCAAUGGCAGCAGCAAUAACCCCAGACUCAUCAUUCAAUAGUGUUUAUUCGACUCCAUCAUUGACAGAAGUUAUGAUUCAUGAAUCACUCAAGUUAGAACAAGCAAAGUUACAGGAAACUGAAAGGAAAACGCUUGUAGAAAUCCAACAGGAACAAGAAUUUGCAAAAUGGUGGGAGGAAGAGUCCAAGAGAGUACAAGAAGAAAUGCAACGUUUAGAAGUAGCUGAUACUAAAAAGAAGAAAAAGAAGAAAAAUACAUCGCCAAAACCGCAAAAAUAUAGAAAACCAAUAAAGUCUGAUUCAUGA